This is a messenger RNA of Setaria italica (foxtail millet), 1614 nucleotides long. RefSeq names its product tankyrase-1. NCBI's taxonomy places the organism in Eukaryota, Viridiplantae, Streptophyta, Magnoliopsida, Poales, Poaceae. The record is from RefSeq and is a predicted model, not a curated record. The transcript has 11 exons. The coding region runs from base 82 to 1326 and encodes 414 amino acids. Gene Ontology annotation, molecular function: protein binding.
GAGUUUCUUGACAGAAUUACUGAGGAGUCUGACAAGGAGGAGAAACUGGGGCCACUGCAUGAUGCUGCAGGGAAGGGCAAAAUGGAUACAUGUCAGCACUUGGUGGAGAAUCUUGGGUUUGAUGUCAAUAUUCCUGCUAAUGAUGGCUCGGGUAAGACUCCUUUGGCUUGUUCAGUGUCGUGCGGCCAAGUUAUUGCUGUGAGAUAUCUUCUUCAUAAAGGUGCUGAUCUUAAUAAGCAAGAUGUCACGGGAUUUGCUCCUCUGCACUAUGCUGCCAAACGAGGGUACGAUGGAAUAGCACGUCUGUUGCUAUCUAGAGGAGCUAAUGUUGAUGUGAAUUCUUCUGAAGGGACACCACUACAUGUUGCUGCUGCGCACGGGAAGUUUGGUGUCAUGCAAAUUUUGUUAGAGCACCAUGCAGAUCCAGAUAGAGUUUCACCAGAUCAUUGUACACCCCUGGCUGAAGUUCUCUGUGCUGCUAAUGAAAAAGUUAAUGAAUCUGGUUGCUUAAAGUGCAUGAAUCUCCUAGUCAAGGCUGGUGCUGAUUUGAAUUCUACGGAUCCUGAUACUCCAUUAGUUAUAGCAACUAGCAAAGGAUUAACUGGGUGUGUUGAUUACUUAUUGGAGGUUGGUGCUGAUGCAAACAUUCGAAGCAAAGAUGGUGGCAGAAGGCCUAUAGAAAUUGCUGCAAAGUCUGGAAGAAGAGGUCUUGUGGAGAGUUUACUUCCUUUCACUUCGCCCAUUCGAACUGUUUCUGACUGGAGUGUUGAAGGAAUCAUUGCUUAUGCAAGAUCAAGACCCACGGAAGACAAGGGACAGGAAUCUGAUGAGGAUAGCAACAUUCAGCAGAAUUUACGCGAUGAAAGUGCGGUCAGGGAGGAUGCUGGUGCAUCAAGGGCCUGCACCAAGGAUAAAUUAAGUGAUGAAGAUAGAAAGGCUCAGCUGAAAUUACAUGGUGCGAAAGCAGUUUCACGAAUGGACUAUACUGGUGCUUCAAAAUUCUACACUGAGGCAAUCAUGUUGGACCCUGCUGAUGCAACAUUAUAUUCAAAUCGGAGCUUCUGCCAUCUGAAAAUUGGUGAAAAAAAGGAUGCUCUUGUCGAUGCUAAUGCUUGCAUAAGCCUGCGGCCUGAGUGGCCAAAGGGUUACUACCGUAAAGGAGCUGCCCACAUGUCCCUCAAGGAGUACAAAGAAGCACGUGAUGCAUUCAUGGAUGGGUUGAAACUGGAUCCUUCAAAUUUGGACAUACAAAAUGCUUACUGGGAGGCUGAUGAGGCAAUGAUCAAGAAACAUUCUGCUGGACAAAGUAUCUGGCCAUUUGCGUAGGGCUUGGGCUGAGUUACCUGCUGGUUUCAGAUGUCUCUUUUUGGAGUGGACGGAAGUUUCUUUUGUUCAUCACAAAUUUAUGUAUAUCAUCAGGAGAAAGUAGUACGCUCUUAUGGUUCCUUGCUAACCUCUGAAAUGGCAGUUUCUGUUGGUCGGACAUAGAGAGGGAUUUCUAAACAGUACCUGAACCUGCGCUUUUUGCCGUAACUUAAGAAACCAUAUUUGGCUUUUCUGUAAGCACCUUUCUGCUUGUGUGUUUGAAAAAUUGUUUGCAUUUAUCGUCAUGAA